CCCUUCUGUCGCUAAGCAACCCCGGGACGCGCGACCACCGCACCCGCUGCUGCACUGCGGCACCGGAAAAAGCGGAAUCAACGCAACAGAAUAUUUUUUUGGGGGACGACGACGACGACGUUACAACGACCAUCCCGUAUGCAAUUCUGAUUGAAUGUCUUGUCUGUCCGUCAACUCGUCCCCGGGAUGAUACUGCAGAGAGAAGGCCGUUAGCUCGGUAGUAGCAUUAAGCGUUAAACGUGGAUGACGGCUACUGUACACCGGAACCUCCUAUCAUCCAUCAACUCGUCCCCGGGAUGAUACUGCAGAGAGAGUGCCGCUAGCUCGCUAGUAGCAUUAAGCGUUAAACGUGGAUGACGGAUACUGUACACCGGAACGUCCUAUCAUCCGGACCACAGAAGAAUCAGGUGUCAUCAUUGAAUCAACAUGAGUCGUUACUGCACCCUGAACAACAACUUUCCCAAUGAAAACAACCUCCUGGUCCUGGACAUGGUGCUGAGCUCUCUCUGGAGCGUUCCACAGCCCAUCGACUGGGACAACGUGGCCAUGCUGGUCCCUGGCUUCACACCCAAGGAGUGUGCGCAGAGGUUCGAGGAGCUGAAGAGCACCGGAGGGUUCCAUCACGUGGACGACCAAUGCAACGCGCUGACGGCAGGAGGCUCCUCCCCUGUGGACUAUAUCAAAUCCACACUAUUGGACACCACGGGAGACGUGGGGGAGACGCGGACCAAUCAGAGCUCCAUCUCAGUGACGGGCCUGGCGGUGAACCCUUCCAGAGGUGGCUCGGUGGAGAAGGAGAGCAGGGAGUCUGCAGAGAAGGGCGAGAAGCCCCAGGAGGGGAAAGGGCCCAAUAUGGUGAUCCACGUGUGUGACGAGGCUAAGAACCUGAAGCAGGACUUCAUGUGUCCCCGUGACCUUCUGAUCAACGAGAUGCGUUACUUUGCUGAGUACCUCUCUGUUGACACCCAGCGCUGGGAGGAGGUGGACAUCUCUGUGCACUGUGACGUGCAGAUCUUCGACUGGCUCAUGAACUACGUCAAGAGGCACAAAAUGGCCGUCGAUGGCAACCAUGACAAACCCAAGCUCGAGCCCAGCAAUGUGAUCUCAAUCCUCAUCUCCUCCGAGUUCUUGAAGAUGGACACGUUAGUGGAGGAGUGCAUCCAGUACUGUCACAAGCACAUGAGUGCCAUCGUGGCCACACCCUGCAACAUGAACUGCAUCAACAGUAACCUGGCAGCGGACAUGUCUGACCUCUUCAGCCACAACGAGGCAGACGACAUCACGGACAGAAAAGACAAGUUCAAAAGUAAAUUAUUCCAGAAGAAAAUUGAGUGUCUCUUCGAUCCUGACUAUAAGAACCGGGACUCCCCAGGCAACGCAUCAACUCUGUACAGGUGUGGUCUGUGCCUGAAACUGCUGACCAAGGACACAGAGCGGAAGAUCUCCUGCAUCCCAGGGAAGAUCAACAUCAACCCUCGAGGAGACAUCACCUACACUCACAGCAGGCAGAAGAGAUGGGAGGUCUAUGAUCUAUCACUACCUCUGGUCUGUAGGCAGAAGAGAUGGGAGGUCCAUGAUUACAUGACAGGACUGUAUGAGGAGCUGAAGUCCUGGGUGCUGGUCUACUGGAGGAUCUGGGGAACCAUCAACCACCUCACCUGCUCCCACUGCCAACAGGUGUUUGUGUGUGCGGAGCUGUCCCACUGUCGGUAUCACCCAGAGGUUGUGUUGUACCCAGGCAUGGGGACAGAGCAGGGCUGGCACGGGACGGGCAUCUACCCCUGCUGCAACCAGAGGACGCUACGCUUUGACCCCACCGGCAUUCCCAAGGUAGGACCACACUCACACACUGACACACUGAAUCUUGUCAAAACGGUGUGUCUCUGUCUGUCUCAGGGCUGUAAGAUGCGGGACCACAUAGUGAACGCAACCAGACAGUGGAGACUGUACUGGGGACCACCAGGCCUGUAG
This is a messenger RNA of Oncorhynchus keta (chum salmon), 1971 nucleotides long. Its product is annotated as SANT and BTB domain regulator of class switch recombination. The record is from RefSeq and is a predicted model, not a curated record. The transcript is spliced from 12 exons. NCBI's taxonomy places the organism in Eukaryota, Metazoa, Chordata, Actinopteri, Salmoniformes, Salmonidae. The coding region runs from base 427 to 1971 and encodes 514 amino acids.